AUGGCUGUGAUCGCUCCAGCUUUAUUUGUUAACCAUGGUGGAGGACCAAUGCCUUUAUUAGGCGAAAAAGAUCAUCUUGGACUCACUUACUUUCUGCGAGAUGAGGUAAAAAAACAUGUAAAUUUGAAAGAAAUCAAAGCCAUUAUCCUUGUCACUGCUCAUUGGGAGGAGAGUAAAGUAGCAAUUUCGUCAGCAGAACAUCACGAGCUAUAUUUUGACUAUUAUGGCUUUCCUCCAGAAACAUACAAAUAUCGAUAUGAUGCUCCGGGAGACCCUGAGUUAGCUAAACGCAUUCAAUUAGCAUUACAAAAAGCUGGUGUAGACUCAAAAUUAGAUCCAAAACGAGGCUGGGAUCAUGGAGUAUUUGUUCCUAUGAUACUAAUAAACCCAUCAGCUGAUAUUCCUAUAGUUCAGAUAUCAGUGCUAUCAAACCAAGACCCGGAAAAGCACUAUGAGAUUGGCCAAAUAUUACAUCAAUUUAGAAAGGAAGGUAUUGCAAUAUUAGGAUCUGGUAUGUCGUACCACAACAUGAGAGAGUUCAGAUUCAGUCGUAAUAUUGGAAAAGUUGUGAAUGAGGAAUUUGAUGAAUUUUUAAACAAAGCCUGUUUAUCAAGUAAUGAUAAAAGAAAAGCAGAAUUGACUCAAUGGGACAAGCAGCCUGGAGCUCAUGAGGCCCAUCCACCCCGAGCGGCAGAACACUUAAUGCCCCUAAUAGUAAUUGCCGGAGCGGGUGGAGAGGCUCCCGGAGAAAGAAUAUUUAACUGGGACAUGUCAGGUACUUUUAGAUUGGGUGGUUACAUUUGGAAAGGUGAA
This is a messenger RNA of Brenthis ino (lesser marbled fritillary), 813 nucleotides long. The record is from the annotation of a GenBank genome assembly. NCBI's taxonomy places the organism in Eukaryota, Metazoa, Arthropoda, Insecta, Lepidoptera, Nymphalidae.